UUGAUCCAGGUCCAGGCGCGCGACUUGGUAGUGGGUGGGGCUCGAACCGGGUAUAAAAGAAGCGGCGGCGAGGCUCGUGCCGCUUUGCAGACGCCACUGUCGCUUUCUCGCCGCUUGCUGCAGUCAUGGUCAACCCCAUCGUGUUCUUCGACAUCACGGCCGAUGACGAGCCCUUGGGCCGCGUCUCCUUCGAGCUGUUUGCAGACAAAGUUCCAAAGACAGCAGAAAACUUCCGUGCUCUGAGCACUGGAGAGAAGGGAUUUGGCUAUAAGGGUUCUUCCUUUCACAGAAUUAUUCCAGGAUUCAUGUGCCAGGGUGGUGACUUCACACGCCAUAAUGGCACUGGCGGCAGGUCCAUCUACGGAGAGAAAUUUGAGGAUGAGAACUUCAUCCUGAAGCAUACAGGUCCUGGCAUCUUGUCUAUGGCAAACGCCGGACCAAACACAAACGGUUCCCAGUUUUUUAUCUGCACUGCCAAGACUGAAUGGCUGGAUGGCAAACAUGUGGUCUUUGGAAAGGUGAAAGAAGGCAUGAACAUUGUGGAAGCCAUGGAGCGUUUUGGGUCCAGGAAUGGCAAGACCACUAAGAAGAUCAUCAUUUCCGACUGUGGACAACUCUAAUUUCUUUUGACUUGCGGGCAUUUUACCCAUCAAACCAUUCCUUCUGUAGCUCAGGAGAGCGUCCCCACCCCAUCUGCUCGCAAUACCCUGUAAUCUCUGCUCUCACUGAAGUUCUUUGGGUUCCAUAUUUUCCUCAUUCCCCUUCAAGUCUAGCUGGAUUGCAAAGUUAAGUUUAUGAUUAUGAAUAAAAACUAAAUAAGAA
Mastomys coucha (southern multimammate mouse) is the source of this 822-nucleotide messenger RNA. RefSeq names its product peptidylprolyl isomerase A (gene Ppia). The coding region runs from base 126 to 620 and encodes 164 amino acids. The record is from RefSeq and is a predicted model, not a curated record. The transcript has 5 exons. Gene Ontology annotation, biological process: protein folding; protein peptidyl-prolyl isomerization. NCBI's taxonomy places the organism in Eukaryota, Metazoa, Chordata, Mammalia, Rodentia, Muridae. Gene Ontology annotation, molecular function: peptidyl-prolyl cis-trans isomerase activity.